Seminavis robusta is the source of this 4452-nucleotide messenger RNA. Lineage: Eukaryota; Bacillariophyta; Bacillariophyceae; Naviculales; Naviculaceae. The record is from the annotation of a GenBank genome assembly.
UUUGUUUUUCGGUACAAGUAGAUCUAGACUAGUAGUCUAAAAACGGGGGUUUAGAGUAGCCCACAAUCUUUACCAGAUCUUCGCUUGCCAACUUUCAAAAUACCGGUAGAGGAUCUGGCAAGAGUUAUGUUGAAAGAGCUUGGACCUGGUACUUCGUAUCCCUCCCUCUUGUCCUUGGUAUUACAAUCUGAAUGAAUGGUACUAGUAGUAGUUCUUUCUGUCGUUGCCUAGCUAGUUACCCUGAUAGGCAUUCAAUUGUUCCGUCAGAUUGAAGAAAAGAUCCAGCAGCAAGAACCUAACAACAACAUGUCAUUGUUUCUUCAAAGUACAUUGUGGCUUGUGGCGCUCCUCCCCGUGGCUUGUGGAGGUACUUCCAAUGUCGACGCCGUUGUCAACUCUCGUGGUCACGUCAACGUACGUAUGGAUGGUAAAAGUCAUGAUAAUAGUAAUAUUAUACUUCCAAUAAACCACACCACGACGGCGGAAACAGAAGAAGAUCAUGGUGGUACUGCAAUUGCCUCUUGGAUCAAAGCUUUGGGUGGUCACGUCCAUGACGAAAUUGACAUUCGACAGAUGGUAGACGCCAACAACAACAAUGUCAGUGAGUAUCGUCUGUUUGUCAAAGCCGAUAUCCCUAUCGGUACGCCACUCUUGGUACUUCCCAAGGAAACCUUGAUCAUGACCAAGGCUGCUGUUCCGACUCAUGAUGAAGACAAGCAAUGCCGUCGACAACUCACGGCUCGAACACUCCGUCACGAAAUGAAACUCGGGUCAAAGUCUCAGUAUGCUCCCUACAUUCAGUACUUGCAGGAUGCUUCACCACCAUCGAGGGUGCCCACCGCAGCAUGGUCCCGCCCCGGGAAGCAACUCUUGAAUCGGUUAUUGAGCAAGGCCAAGCAAAAGGAAUACGAUAUUAUGGACGACGACGACAAAGAAGAGGAAGAAGAGUACUACUGGGGAAUGAACAUUGAUUUGCCACCCGAGCACCCCGCACAAGAUUCACUAAUGGAUGCUCUUUAUGGAUCCUGCGAUUUGACAACCAAGGACAUGGAAACAGAGGGGGUCGAAAGUAUGCUCCUGCUUCAUCAGCAUGCAUGGAGUGAACGAAACGAAGUCAUGAUCCCUCUAUAUGAUAUGCUCCAGCAUCGCCGUGGCAAGGAUGUCAACACGCUAGUGGAGUUUUUUGAGGAUUCCUACGAUAAUAAUAAUAAGGGAGAGCUCAUGGAGGUGGUCAUCAAGAGCAGUCGAUCCAUUGAAAAAGGAGAAGAGUUGUUUGCGUCUUACUACAAUAAAGAGGCAGAAGAUUAUGGAACUCCAGAGCUCUUUCGAGACUUUGGCAUUGUUGAAGCUUACCCUCGAGCCUUCUACUUUCACCAGACUGAUGUUCAGUUUGUCCUGGAUGCAGAAGAGAGUCUGAUCAAGAACAAGAAAUCGGACCGUGCCAUCUUUCUCCGGUGGCUGCACCAGAGACCCUAUGACGAGGACAUUCAAUUCUUGAAGAGACAGCUACAACGUCUUGUGUUGUUUGCAAGUCAUUUGGAAUCCCCGGACCCCGGUAUUCCAGAUCACGAAUGGGAGUUGAUCCUGCAGUAUUAUCAAGCCAUUGUGACAGCCAUGGAUGAAGCCAUCUACGCAUACGACGACAAGAACACACCUAUUGUUGCAGAGGGUGGCUAUGCAGAGUAUGACAUGCUGGAAGAGAAGCCCGAUUCGCUCAACUACUUGCAGCAAACAUGUGAUGCUCCUGAAAUUCUCAAGUUCAUUGGCUACAACAAUACGGAGAAAGUUCAAUCUCAGUAUCAGAAGGUAACCUUUUUUGCACACAAUGAAACCAACGACACUUGCUUUGACUUGGAUGGGACUGUUCAAAUCUGCAGUUCCUACCGUCCCCACUAUCACGAAAUGGCUGUGCACUACACUGCACGCUACUUGGAGAAACUGGAGAGAGUCCUGUUUGUUGGAGGCGGUGAUUCGAUGCUGCUUCAUGAGAUUCUCAAGUAUGAUACGCUUCAAAAGGUAGUGGGGCUGGAACUUGAUCAGAAAGUCACUCGCAAAUCGUUCAAGCACUUGGGAACUCAACCUCACUGGGAUAACCCAAAAGUGGAGUGGUGGUUUGGUGAUGCAUCCAAGAGCCUUGGCAUGCUACCGGCAGUCUACUUUGGGUCCUUUGAUCUAGUCAUUAUGGAUCUCUCGGAAACUGUAAUGUCACUUACAGUGACCGAUGGUUUAGAUAUCUUUGGAGCCUUGGCCCUGUUGCUGAAGCCAGAAGGCAUCAUCGUGAAGAAUGAGGUCUAUCUUGAGAAGUUUGCAAGCCUUUUCGACUACACCAUGCAAGCAAACCUUUACGGCACCCCUGUGGUGUGCUCCCAAGUGAUGGUCUACGGUAGCUAUGAGAACGACUUCCUCAAAAGGAAGCCGAUCAAUCAUCAUGUGGACACGCUGCUGGCCGACCAAAGGGAAGACAUGACCAGCGAGUAUGGGCUUUGGCAUGACUACAGAAACAGCACGGGGAGGUCUAUUGAUCACUGCAAAGAGAUGGAUGAGACCAAAGAUGAACCCAUCAAUCAAACCAGUAGCCCUGGCAUUAUUAUGGUUGUUGAGGCAGAGGAGACCAGCGACCUUGUGGCUCACCCCAUCCAUUUGACGGCGGCAAUAAUUGAGGCCAUGAAGGAGGCAGGCUUUAGUCCGGUGUCUGAUACUGCCCGUGAAGCUGAUCCCAGUGAUGAAAAGAGUAGGGGGGUCAUAUCCGUCGUCCUCAAAGAGGGCUACAUUACGGCUCGCACUUGGCCAAACAGAAAGUACUGUGCAUUCGACAUUCAUCUCUGGAGCAAGUUUGAAAAGCAUGGCGAGCUGAAGACAGCCCUGAUCACAGCAGUAGGGACUCCGGAACGUGCAUCGUCAUCGUACCGCAUUGUCGCUGGAGGAAUGCUAGGGGUUGCCUCUUGGAAGGAGGACGAAAAGAAUCGUGGUCCUCGGCAAAGGGACUCUGCUUGUUCUGGCAACCAUAGUGACGAUACGGGCGGUACAAGACACGUUGGGCAAGCUGUUCUGGGCACUAUCCUGCAGGAAAGUGUGGAACUGAUUGGACGCAGCAACAUCAGUGUUGCCAUAGUGUGUGGAUUUGAAAAUGAGAAAUGCGAAAGCCUCGAGGUAGCUUCAAACGUUGAAUCAAUAGGCUCCGUUAUUCCACUCUGGGCUUGCCCACAGUUGGAAGGACUCGACCGAGACGACGAAAGUGGCAUUGCAUGUUUGCGCAGGUGCAGAGCAGACACUUUUGACACACUGGAAGCGGCAACCGAAGAAAACGAGGCGCUUCGUCUGGUUGUGGUGGAUCCUGGUGCUCCAUUUGCUAUGGGGCAAGUUGUCGUCAAGCUCUUUUCCGACGAGAAUCAUAGGGAAGUCUUGCUGGCUGACAGUGGUUUGGUUGUGGCUACCAUGCAAACAGAAGAGGACUCUUGGCGUCGCGCCUUGAUUGACCGAUUCCGCCAUGAUAUUAUCGUGAACGACCCAGUGUUCAGGGCGCAAGCAUUCUUUAAUGAUUCUGUCUCGGGAAUCGAGUUAGGAAUCGCAUCGUAUGGCGACGUGGACUUCAUUCCUCACUUCAAGAUGGCGGUGGCAGAGAUAGAAGAAAAGACUAAUCUUGCGGCUGACAUUCGGAACAUUCAGGGCGGCUUGUUCAACUACCAGCCAGACUUCGACCCACGUUUCUUCUACCCAAAAGACUACGAUCAAACAUCUCCCUUGGACCAAUGGAUGUCCCAGAAGCCUCUUGGUUUCCAAACACUCUUCCAACUAGAAUUACAGCCUUGGAACAAGUACACGAAGGAUGGAGACCGGGUCUCGGUGUACUACGAGGAGACCGACCAAUGGAUCCCGGGGGUUCUGUUGAAGAAGGAAGCAAAGGGAGAUGCCAAUGAUGAUCAAGAACUGUUCAACGUGAAGUUUGAUGAUGGAGAUUAUGGCUAUGACGUUCACCCGAUGUACAUGAGAGCCGAGAUCCUUCCAAAGCUGUCGUUGAAAAAAGUGCAAAGGGCAUGCUCGAAUGCUCUCAAGUCAAUCAAGGUAACACAAGUGACGAGGGAAGACUUUGAACACUUGGGGAAAGGACUUGUGAUUACAGCGUCAUGGGUUGGAGGCGAUGCCACGGUGCUCUGGGACGGCAGCCAGCACAUUGAUAUCAACCUUUUCACCUACAAAGAGACAGUAGAGGUUGCCGAAAGGUUUGUUCAAUCCUUCAGAGCAAAGCUGCCAGCCUGGGGCAUUGCUCUGCGAGACGAACAACCGAGGGGGACUGGCCGUGUAGUGAACUUUCAGAGUGACCUUCAAGCUAUUGAUCGACCGCAUUGGGCACCAUAGCAAGUUCGUUUAGAGCAUCAGAUUCUAAAGCACAGCAUCUGACAUUUAUACAUAUUGCAUACAAGAGUAAACAAUAGGAUUUGGUUCAUUUAUUUG